AUGUUCUUGACCGGCCUCCUGGGCGCCUCGGGGCGGAGCAGCAGCAGCUCGUCCAAGUCACGAUCGUCCCGGAACCAGGGCGCGACCCCCGAAGCGUCCCCCGUGCGACGCCCCAAGUCCCCCGACCCCGCCUCGACGACGUACAUCUCCGACGAGUCCCAGCUCCAGCCCGCGCAGCCCCUGGCGCUGGAGACGCUGGACCUGAACAAGAGCCUCGAGGUCCUGGCCGCCGUCUUCCCCGAUGUCCAGGUCGAGGUGUUCCGGGAGAUGCUGUCCAGCUUCUCCGAGGAGUCGAGGCUAGCGGUAGUCGCCGACGCGAUGCUGAAGAACCCGUCCGCAUACGUCAAGGGGCGGAGGAGGCUGCGGAACGCCCAGAAGGACGCACAGGGCCCAGCGGCCGAUACCCUCGUCCCCAUCACCGAGACCUUCCGGGGGAACGCCUACCGGGACGCAGUGCGCUGCCUGGCCCUGCAAGAGUUCAAGGGCCUGUCCCGGUCCUCGAUCGAAGCGGUGCUCUCCGAGUCCAACUACUCGUACCUCGACGCCCGACCGACCCUCGUCGACCUCUCGACCAAGUCCUGGAAGUUUACGAUCCAGUCGCUGUUCUUCCGCCGCAAGCCCGUCACCACUGGCGAGGCCGAGAACCAUCCCUUGGUGGUGUGGAAGUCCUCAGGCCAGGGGUCCAUCAUCCCGAUGAUCAAGUCGACGGGCCACGCCGAGCUGGACAGAGAGCUGUUCGAGGAGCUCAUCAUGCCACUCAAGAGACAGGAGACGGCUACGCGAGAGGAGACCGAUCGCACGCUGGCCGUUUCACUCAACAACGAAGAGGCCGAGGCCUGCGAGGCCACUUUCGAGUGCGCCUGCUGCUAUUCCGACGUCACAUUCGAGGAGAUGACAACCUGCAACACGGAGGGACACAUGGUCUGCUUCCGCUGCGUGCAGCACUCCAUCACCGAGGCGGUGUUUGGGCAGGGCUGGAUCCGCAGCAUCAACAAGGACUCGGGUACGCUUCGGUGCCCGGCCGUGUCGACCAUCGAGUGCCAGGGCUGCGUGCCGACCGAGCACAUCUACCGCGCCAUGCAGGCCCAGAAGAACGGCGCCGAGAUCUUGCACAAGAUGGACCAGCGGCUGGCCGAGCACGACCUCAUCGCGAGCGACCUGCCGCUCAUCAGGUGCCCCUUCUGCAGCUACGCUGAGGUCGACGACUUGUACGUUCCGACCACCCAGAGCAGGCUAAGGCUACGAGCUAGCAACAUACCCAACCUGGUCCUCCUGGUGCUCUGCUCCUUCGUCCUCCCCCUCUCCAUCCCCCUCCUCCUCGUCGCGUGCGCCUGUCUCGUGCUGUCCUGCAGCGGCGCCUUCCGCAGCUACCUGACGGGGCAGUUCCGCGCGGCCGUCUCGCGGUACCAGCGGCGGCGGAUGGGCCUCAAGUUCACGUGCCGGAACCCGGCGUGCGGGCAGGCGUCGUGCCUGUCGUGCAGCAAGGCGUGGGUGGACAUCCACGUGUGCCACGAGUCGUCGCUGGUGGCGCUGCGGACGCAGGUGGAGCAGGCCAUGUCGCUGGCGAUCAAGCGCGUGUGCCCGCGGUGCAGCACGUCGUUCGUCAAGACGGCCGGGUGCAACAAGCUGACGUGCCCGUGCGGCUACAAGAUGUGCUACGUGUGCCGGCGCGACAUCGGCGCCGCCUCGGAGGGCUACGCCCACUUCUGCGAGCACUUCCGCCCCGAGGGCGACGGCCGCCGCUGCCGCGACUGCACAAAGUGCAACCUCUGGCAGGCCGAGGACACGGACGCCCUCCUGCGCGCCGCCAAGGCCGACGCCGAGGCCCGCUGGCGCGAGACGGAGCGCCGCGAGCUCAGCGGCCCCGAGCGCGCCUACCUCGAGACCGGCGUCGCCAGCAAGCGCGACGACGUCGUCACCCGCCUCGUCAACCACGGCGUCCGGAUGCCCAGCAUCAGCGACAUCUGCGACUCCAUCGUCGAGACGCUGUUCAUCAUCGGUUCUUGA
Molecule: messenger RNA, 2007 nt
Organism: Neoarthrinium moseri
Lineage: Eukaryota; Fungi; Ascomycota; Sordariomycetes; Amphisphaeriales; Apiosporaceae
Exons: 1
Coding region: 1-2007 (668 amino acids)
Source: RefSeq, a predicted model, not a curated record